Malus domestica (apple) is the source of this 1550-nucleotide messenger RNA. Its product is annotated as 3-isopropylmalate dehydrogenase 2, chloroplastic-like. NCBI's taxonomy places the organism in Eukaryota, Viridiplantae, Streptophyta, Magnoliopsida, Rosales, Rosaceae. The record is from RefSeq and is a predicted model, not a curated record. Gene Ontology annotation, molecular function: NAD binding; 3-isopropylmalate dehydrogenase activity; magnesium ion binding. Gene Ontology annotation, biological process: L-leucine biosynthetic process.
AGCAGAAAAGUAAUAGGAUUUGGUAAUUGGAACAAAGCGCAGUUAGAGAGACUCAGAGCUUGAGCUUGACAAUAAUGGCUGCCGCUCCUGCUUGUCUCCAACUCAACGCUAAACCCUUCAGCUCCUUUCUCUCUCCCAACCCCAUUUCCAAACACACCCCGAAAGUGGGUAGGAUCAGUUGCUCCGCAGCCUCACCCUCUAAACGCUACUCCAUCACUUUGCUUCCCGGCGAUGGCAUUGGCCCCGAAGUCAUCUCCGUCGCCAAGAACGUCCUCAACCUCGCCGCCUCCAUCGAUGGGAUUGAGUUUAAGUAUGAAGAAGUACCUAUUGGUGGAGCUGCCUUGGAUUUGACUGGAGUUCCACUACCUGAUGAGACCCUUUUGUCAGCUAAGCAAUCCGAUGCAGUUCUUCUCGGAGCAAUUGGGGGGUACAAAUGGGAUAAGAACGAAAAGCACUUGAAACCAGAAACUGGCUUGCUUAAACUUCGCCAAGGUCUUAAAGUGUUUGCGAAUCUGAGGCCUGCAACUGUUUUGCCGCAGUUAGUGGACGCUUCAACUUUGAAGAGAGAAGUAGCUGAGGGGGUUGACCUUAUGGUUGUAAGAGAGCUCACUGGAGGUAUAUAUUUUGGAAAGCCUAGGGGUUUUGGCACCAAUGAAAAUGGCGAGGAGAUUGGCUUCAAUACAGAGGUGUAUGCUGCCUAUGAGAUUGAUCGAAUUGCUCGUGUUGCAUUUGAGACUGCUCGGAAGCGAAAGGGGAGGCUCUGCAGUGUUGACAAGGCAAAUGUGUUGGAGGCAUCAAUGUUUUGGAGGAAAAGAAUCAUGGAAAUAGCCUUGGAGUAUCCUGAUGUUGAACUCUCACACAUGUAUGUUGAUAAUGCUGCAAUGCAGCUUAUUCGUGAUCCGAAACAGUUUGAUACGAUUGUAACGAACAACAUAUUUGGCGAUAUAUUAUCUGAUGAGGCUUCAAUGAUAACUGGAAGUAUUGGGAUGCUGCCAUCUGCUAGUCUUGGGGAAUCGGGUCCUGGACUUUAUGAACCCAUACAUGGUUCUGCUCCCGAUAUUGCUGGACAGGAUAAAGCAAACCCAUUAGCGACAGUUCUCAGUGCUGCUAUGCUUUUGAAGUACGGUUUAGGUGAAGAAAAGGCUGCCAAGAGAAUUGAGGAUGCAGUUCUAGAUACUUUGAAUAGGGGGUUUCGGACUGGUGAAUAUUCCACUGGAACUAAAUUGGUAGGAUGCAAAGAAAUGGGUGAAGAGGUAUUGAAGUCUGUUGAUUCCCAAGUUCCUUCUCCAGUAUGAACUGAUGCAUCGGUCAGCGUGGACAAACGAGGGAUCGGUAGGGCUAUUCUAACAUGAUCUCUGGAGUGAAGAAGUCAUUCUGGCCGUCUGAAAGCAAACCUGAAGAUCUCAUCUAGUAUGAUAUUCCUUGUUCGUAAUUUGGAGGGCUUCUUUUAUUCAGAUGAAAUAAGCCCAUUUUACUGUCUUAGAAAUUUUAUUUUAUUUUACCUUUUGGUUACAUUGGAGGGUUUUGAGCUGGAUCUAGUUUACUCUUAC